Molecule: messenger RNA, 1813 nt
Organism: Hylaeus anthracinus
Lineage: Eukaryota; Metazoa; Arthropoda; Insecta; Hymenoptera; Colletidae
Product: probable G-protein coupled receptor B0563.6
Exons: 6
Coding region: 495-1739 (414 amino acids)
Biological process (GO): G protein-coupled receptor signaling pathway
Cellular component (GO): membrane
Molecular function (GO): G protein-coupled receptor activity
Source: RefSeq, a predicted model, not a curated record
UUAUCGAUACGCGACGAUCUUUCAAACGUUCAUCUCGAUCGUUUCGCGUCGUCGAUCCCGCGGUGGAUCUCGAUGGAAGAGCGAACGUUUCGUCGGACAUGGAUCCAGUUCGCGAUAUUAGUUUCCCACGGGACGCGGUUUUAUCGAAUCUUUAACCGCGUUAGGCGAACGAAGGACACCGGAAUAUAAUUAUAAUGUCCAAGUAAAUACUUCGGGGUGUAACAAUAAGUGAACCGUCUGCAGAGCAUGCGCCAUAUCGGCUUUUACGCGAGGUAACUCGGUGGUGAGUUCAUCGGGGGGUGUUGGAUCUCGCAGAACUUGUUGUACGCCUUGACGCGACGCUUUCAGCGCAAGUGACUACAAAUGAUCGCGAUAGAACGCGCGUGAUAAAGAUAUUUAAUGACAACGGCGAAGUCUUCGAACGUGGUGCAUCUUGGACGGUGGUUUUUAAAACGCGUUGCAAUUUUCUGUAACGCAUAGUUUCGGUAUUCGCUAUGUUGACGGGAAUUCUGAAAGGAACGCUUUUGUCCUGCGUGAACGGAAACUCUACGUGGAACGGCGUCGUCGACGGGAACGAAAACGUUCUCCAGGUGGCUACGCCUUCGCUGAGAAUUAUUUACAGAAUAGUGGUCCCGACAGUCGUCGCCAGCGGUAUAUUCGGCAACAUCUUGGUGCUCGCGGUGCUGUCGACGCCAGCGUUCCGUGGAAUAGCGUAUUUGUAUCUCAGAGGACUCGCACUGGCUCACAUCGGGGUCCUGGUGUCUUGGAUACCGAUACUUGUCAGACUGGGCCACGGGAUGAAGAACAACUAUCCAUCUGUAUUCUAUCACGCCCAUUUGGAACUAGUCGCUGUUAAUACCUUCUCCACUGCGAGCGUUUUGAUAAUGGCCUGCUUAAUCGUGGAUCGAUACAUCUUCAUCUUUUUCCCAGCUCGUAUCCGCGGCAGGAACGCGCGCAAAAACGUUCGCUCUUCCAUUCUGUGCUCGUUCAUUCUCGGUUUCGCGGUAACCGCCCCGCUGACUGGAAUGAGAAUGGUACACGAGCAGCAAGGUAGCACAGGUGUUCUCUUCGUGUUGCGCGAGAAUACUUCUGUUACGGGAAACGGGCUCUGGCACGGUUACAUCUGGAUCAUGGAGAUCGUGACGCGCCUCUGUCCGACGAUGAUCCUUCUGCUGUUGAACACAGUCGUUGUCAGAAGGUUUCUCCACUUGAACGCAAAGAAAAAGGAAUUUCAAUUGGUCUCGGAGAAAUAUCGUACAGCGAACGUUCCCGAGGCGUCUUUGCUCACCCGUUGCAACAGAGGGUACAGAGAAGAACAGCACCUAGCUACGCUGAUGUCGGUUAUGGCUGUGUGCUUUAUGGUGACGAUGAUACCAUCGAUCCUUGUUCCAUUAUUGUAUCACAAUUGCGAGACCAGGGAUGUUGGUUACCAUUUAUUUCGAGCGUACGCAGCUGCCGCAGAGCUUUGUAAUUAUGCCGUAUACGUUGUUAUAUAUUUUUCCUGUAGUACAGAAUUUCGGGAAGAGUUCGUCAAGGUGAUCCAGAACAAAUGUGGAAGGGACAUGGAGGAAGAGAUUGAAAGACCGAUCGGAGAAAUCGAAGACUACAGCCGACAUGGCACAACGAUUCGAUUAACACCCGAACAGACGAAAUUAAAUUCUCCUGGUUCUGCCAGUAAAUUGAAUCCCAUGGAAGAAGAUAAGGAAUCGGAAUUAUUAAACGCCUCUGACAUCAUUUGAAUACUGUACGAUUAAGCUGCAAAUAAAACAGUCCACGACAAACGCAAUAGACAAAUAUUUUUUAAUCGUAGUAU